AUGCUUAAUGUUUGGCUCAGACGUAGUUUAACACAGAUACUUCCAUCCAAUCCGCGUUUCAAUCGUAGCUCCCAGUGUAUAAGCGAUUUACGACGUCGUUUCCCGAUCCACCUGUGUCUCGGGGAGAUAGGCCACAGAGACGACCGCCGGGGUCUUCAUCCACUCUCGGCGGGCAUCGGAGUCUCCACGGCACGUCCGCUGUCCUCUAAGUCCACCGAGGAGAGACGAGCAUGUGGAGAGAAAAAGACAAGGAAUGAAGACGUCCUGGUUCACUGCGCGUCUCUCGGGUGCUGUGCGAUGUUGAUCUGUGACGCCGAAAGCUCUCGCAUCAGCAUCAGCAGAGCCCUCUCCUCCUCCUCCUCAGCUGCGGACACACGCUGA
Molecule: messenger RNA, 381 nt
Organism: Knipowitschia caucasica
Lineage: Eukaryota; Metazoa; Chordata; Actinopteri; Gobiiformes; Gobiidae
Source: the annotation of a GenBank genome assembly